AUGGCAUCCGCAGCAAAGACCAUUGUCGCCACCGGCCUCACUUCCGGCUUGGGCUUCGAGGCGCUCAAGCAGCUCCUGCAGGCGCCGCAGCCGUACCGCAUCGUCUUAGGCGCCCGGAACGUUUCGGGCAUGGAGCAGUCCCUCCGCGACGUGCCAUCUGCAUCCCCCAACAUGGUCGAGGUGCUGCCCCUGGACCUCGCCGAUCUCCAGGGCACGAAGCAGUUCGCCGAGGCGGCGCUGCGCGCGGUCGGCGACGCCAAGAUUGACUACCUCUUCCUCAACGCGGGCAUCACGGACCCGGCCGCGGCGAACCCGCGCGGCUACCGAUGGUGCGAGCAGGCCGUGGUGAAUCACGUUGCUCAGUUCUACCUGGUGCAUCUUUUACGGGAGAAGCUCGAGGCGUCCAAGGGCCGUAUUGUGUUUGUGUCCUCGGGCGCCGCGACGUCUGUUUCUGACCCGAGUGUCUUGGAGGACGCGCUCAAGUCGGGCGCCGGCACGGCGGACGCUUCGCUCUACUGCAAGACCAAGUUUGUGCAGCUCCUCGGCGCGCACUGGUGGCGUCGCCAGCUCGCGGGCGUCUGCGACGUCGUCGCCGUCUCGCCCGGCCUGAUCCCCGGCACCGGACUCGGGCGCGGCAGCGACAUGAAGCUACCCGCCGGAUCGCCCGAUGCCAAGACCAUCCCGCAAGGCGCGCAAAGCAUGCUUGCUGCGCUGACGCGCUCCGACUUCCCAGAGGACCCCGACCGCAUCUUCCUGACCAGCUGGGGCGAGUGGUGGGACAAGGCCAUCUUUGCAACGUCGCUGGAUAAGAAGCUACAGGACAAAUGGGCGUUUUCCAAGGAGGACAUUGAGAAGGAGGCGGGCAUUUCGCCGCUUCAGGUCAAACAGCUCGCCGAUGGGCAUGCCCCAGCCCGGGAGCAGCCACUCGUGGAGCAGGAAGUCGGUCUCGGGGAACGGCAGGGCCUCGAGGGCCGGCUGGUCGCCGGCGACGGCCGCGAAGCCGUGGUCCCAGAGCCAGCGGAGCGUCGGCUCGGCGCUCUCGAGGCCGAUGGAGGCGGGCAUGUAGUCCUUGGCGAGCGCGGCCUUGGCCUCGCUCGCCAGGCCGUCGUAGGAUUCGGUGAAGCCGGUGCGGAUGAAGAGGAUGUCGCCGGUCUGGAACGCGGUGCCCUGGGCGGCGGCGACCAGGUCCAGCUCGGCGGCCGUGAUGCGGUGCGUGCUGUGCACGUUGACGGCGAUGCCUCGCGCCGCAGCCCAGGCCGCCCAGUCGAGCAGCACGCCGCGGCCGACGAUGCCUCCCGUUUCGACCCACGCUAUUGUCUCCCCCCCCCUUUUUUCCUUUCACAUGUCCCCGCGCUGGCCGAACUCACCUUGGGUGCCGAUGGCGUCCGACGUCAUCAUCUGCUCGCGCGUGGUGCCGUUGUAGAACAGGCCCGCGCUGCUGCUGCCGUAGUGGCGGAAGCCGUCCCACUGGGUGCUCGACUGGGUGUUGAAGGUGACGACGUCGUCGUGGAUGUGCGCCGCCUUGGGCAGGAUGCGGUGCUCAAAGGGCUGCCGCCCAAAGGCGGGCGGCUGCAUGCGGUCGAGCGGCCAGUCGGUGGGCACGCGCGUGCCGUCGCGGAUCUCGGCGGCGGCGGCGGCGGCGACGCGCGCGGGCGUGAGGAGAUGCAGCGCGCCGAGCUCGUCUGA
Molecule: messenger RNA, 1686 nt
Organism: Cordyceps militaris CM01
Lineage: Eukaryota; Fungi; Ascomycota; Sordariomycetes; Hypocreales; Cordycipitaceae
Product: Short-chain dehydrogenase/reductase SDR
Exons: 7
Coding region: 1-1686 (561 amino acids)
Source: RefSeq, a predicted model, not a curated record